AAAUCUUAUCCUUAAUUGUUAUGAAUUUAGAGAUGUCUUGGUGAGCGCCAUUCAUAGACCAACAAAUUUGAUUGGAAUUUAUCAAGUUGUUUCUACUUUAAGUCCUUUUUUUCAUUCUUCUUUUUCUAUUUUUAUCCUUUUGACACCAGAUUUUCAUCCAGCAAACGCAUUUAUACUUAGAAAGGAUUCGCUAUAUUGAUUCAUAGUUUAACCAUAAUGACAACCUCAAUUCUUCAAAGAUUUAGUGGAUUACUUGAACCUACGAACUUAUAUAUAGUUUCUGUAGUAGCGUAUUCGUCGAGCAAUCGGCCAGAAAGUAUUGGGGGAGUCGCAAGAGAGGCCGUUGAACAUAUAGGCCCUUCCAUGUUUACAAAAUUGCGCGAAGCCUUGGUCAAGUCAGCUCCUUUGGUUGGUUUUCCUAGAACCAUCAACUCUUUGCGCGUAAUGGCUCAGUGUUUCCCAAACGCAUUUCCAAAUGAAUUUAGUCGAUCUUCAGAUGAAUAUGUUAACACUUCUGAGCGAGGUAAAAGAUAUUUUGAAAAGACGUAUGGCAAGGUAACAGAACGAGUUCUCAAUUCAAUGCAGUCUUCUUCUUCAGACUUGGCUCAUAUUGCUAUCGACUAUGCAUACGGAAAAGUACUCUCCUUUAACGAAAUUCUCUCUCCUUUAGAAACCAGUUUAAUGAUCAUCGCUUCUCUCGUCCCGCAAGAUGUGAACCCCCAGCUCCGAGGCCACUUAAAGGGUGCUCUAAAUCACGGUGCUACAAAGGAGCAGGUAAUGGGCGCACGAAACGUCUCUAUAGCGAUUGCAAAAGAAUGUAAAAUCAUUUUUCGUGGUGAGGUAGAAUCACUUUAGAUUUCGCACUAAACUUUCUAUCAGUGUUCCUUAUGUAACGGACGCAGAUGAAUAUUCUUGGUAAUGAUGGUUAUUCUCAUUUUACAUUCCUGAAUAACAAAUUACAGAGUUACCAUCUUUUCCACUACUAAGAAAACAAGAAAAAGGCCUACAUGUGAAGCGGUUAAUUUCAAUAAGUGAUCAAUACGAUGACUUUUGGAAACAGAAUCAUGGCAUAUUUCUUCACUAAACCCUAGAAGACUGAAACAAGAGGACAACACAUGUGGUCAGUGAACUUACUUUACAUCUUACGAUUUAAAAGGCUUUUACGAAUGGUACAUGGAUUCAUGUCACAGACCUUGCACUAUGAUGAAGUCUAACUAACAAGAGUUGUAAAGAACUUAGUAUCUACUUUCGACUACAAAACAAAUUAACUCUAUUUCAUUCAUUAAAUUAAAAUAGAC
Messenger RNA from Schizosaccharomyces cryophilus OY26, 1298 nucleotides. RefSeq lists its product as uncharacterized. Gene Ontology annotation, molecular function: peroxiredoxin activity. The transcript has 3 exons. Bases 217 to 855 code for a protein of 212 amino acids. Lineage: Eukaryota; Fungi; Ascomycota; Schizosaccharomycetes; Schizosaccharomycetales; Schizosaccharomycetaceae. The record is from RefSeq and is a predicted model, not a curated record.